AUGGUAAGUCAAUUAAGUUCACAACAAACUCAAGACAUUUACUCUCAUCUCGAAUACAAUCUCUUAGACAUUCUUCAUCUCAAAGAAUCCAUUAUCAAAAUGAGUGAUGAGAUCAAGUCUGCAAUAGUCGACUACAAGCCUAUUGUGGCCCUGGAGUCCACAAUUAUUACGCAUGGAAUGCCUUUCCCUAUUAAUUUUCAGACGGCACAGAAUGUGGAGAAAAUAGUCCGAAAUAGAGGUGCAAUUCCGGCCACUAUUGCUGUAAUUGAGGGCCAAAUAUGUGUUGGCCUUAAUAAACAACAAUUGUUAUUACUAUCACAAGAGAGUGGGAGCGGAAGACUGACGAAGAUAUCGCGCUGUGAUCUGCCAGUCGUGAUGUCGACGGGAGGGACGGGCGGCACAACAGUGAGCGCCACAUCUCUGAUCGCCAACCGGUGCGGAAUCGAUGUGUUCACGACGGGAGGCAUCGGUGGCGUCCAUCGGGACGUUCAGCACACUAUGGAUAUCAGCGCAGAUCUGACAGAAUUGGGCCGAACGCCAGUCACUGUCAUCUGUUCCGGCGUUAAAUCGAUUCUCGAUAUUCCGAAGACUUUGCAAUAUCUGGAGACACAGGGAGUCUGUGUUGUCGUGUUUGACGGCCACCAACACAGCCCUCAAAGUGUAGAAUUUCCGGCAUUUUUCAGUCGAAAGAGCGGAUCUCAAGUGGCCUACAACGCGACGACGGCUGAAGAGGUGUCUCGUCUUAUAUUAGCUCGAAAUGAGUUGGGAUUA
Oppiella nova is the source of this 771-nucleotide messenger RNA. The record is from the annotation of a GenBank genome assembly. Lineage: Eukaryota; Metazoa; Arthropoda; Arachnida; Sarcoptiformes; Oppiidae.